AUGCAUGCUAGUACUGUUGGCGCUGUACACAGUGCAGGGAAUACCGUUAGGUCUGCGCACUGCGCUGCCUCUCAUCAUUUACGACAGAGUGUCGUAUUCCCAAAUGGCAUACCUCUCAUGCACAGCGCUACCCUUCUGUCUAAAGCUGCUGUGGGCACCCGUAGUAGACGUCCUGUACUGGAAGCGCCUCGGAAAACGGAAGACAUGGAUUAUUCCCAUUCAGAUCAUCUGCGCGGCGCUCCUCCUUUACGGCGGUUUAAACAACAAAAUGGACAAAUGGUAGCAGAGAAAUGCGUGUAA
Molecule: messenger RNA, 300 nt
Organism: Babesia ovata
Lineage: Eukaryota; Apicomplexa; Aconoidasida; Piroplasmida; Babesiidae
Exons: 2
Coding region: 1-300 (99 amino acids)
Source: RefSeq, a predicted model, not a curated record